Messenger RNA from Oncorhynchus mykiss (rainbow trout), 4775 nucleotides. Lineage: Eukaryota; Metazoa; Chordata; Actinopteri; Salmoniformes; Salmonidae. The record is from RefSeq and is a predicted model, not a curated record.
UGUCAGACACCACAGAAGAAGAAGGUUCUGUUUCAGGAAGUUGUAACAGGAAUAAUUAUGUGUCUAACGUUGUCGUUGGUUAAAUAGUUUUUGUGAUGAUUAAUUCAAACGUUAACUUUGUGGGCAAUGCAUGAACAUUCACACAGCUUACAAUAUGGCUAAUAUAGCAAGGACCGGAGACAUUAUCCAUUUAAACGUUGGAGGAAAAAGGUUCAGCACCUCCAGACAGACAUUGACAUGGGUCCCAGACUCCUUUUUCUCAAGAGAUGGCAUGUGGUCAUUUGCUGUAGCUCAGUACGGUCUAACUAGUGAGAUGUGUUGUCUCUGCCAGUCUUCUAAGUGGGAGGAUCUCAACCUUGAAGGAUGAAACUGGAGCUAUCUUCAUAGAUCGGGACCCAUCUCUCUUUACUCCCAUACUGAACUUCCUGCGUACCAAAGAGUUGUUUCCCAGGUCUAUAAAUGUGCACCUGCUCAUGCAUGAAGCGGAGUUCUAUGGCAUCACUCCGUUGGUGCGUAAGCUGCAGCUUUGUGACGAACUGGACCGAUCUUCCUGUGGAAACGUGCUCUUCAAUGGCUAUCUGCCGCCUCCAGUGUACCCGGCAAAGCGGAGAAACCGCCACAGUGUGGCGGGACCUCAGUAUAUGGUGGGCUGUGCCUUGCCCAUGGAGAGGGCUCCAGUGAGACGCAGCAACACCAUGCCACCCAACCUGGGCAACGCGGGCAUACUGGGUAAAGCAACGAUUGAGGAGAGGAUAAGUGGUGCUCAGCUUGCUGACCCAGGCAUGGUCCGCAUCAUCUGUGGCCACCACAACUGGAUCGCUGUGGCUUAUGCCCAGUUUGUUGUUUGUUACCGAGUGAAGGAGUCUACGGGCUGGCAGCAAGUGUUCACCAGUCCCCGCCUGGACUGGGUGAUUGACAGGGUGGCGCUCAACGCCAAGGUGAUGGGCGGCUCCCUGGGAGACAACGACAAGAUGGUGGCCGUGGCCUCGGGCACAGAGAUCAUCCUCUGGACUAUCUGUCCCGACGGCAACGGCAACGAGAUAGGUGUGUUCAGUCUGAAUGUCCCCGUGGAGGCUCUCUUCUUCGUGGGGAACCAGCUUAUUGCCACCAGCCACACAGGGAAAGUGGGAGUAUGGAAUGCAGUGACCAAACAUUGGCAGAAUCAAGAUGUGGUUCCCAUUAAUAGCUAUGACACUGCCGGAUCGUUCCUCAUUCUAGGCUGCAACAAUGGGUCCAUAUAUUAUAUAGAUGUUCAGAAGUUUCCAUUGAGGAUGAAGGACAAUGACCUCCUAGUCACAGAGUUGUACCGCGACCCCACGGAGGACGCCAUCACUGCUCUCAGUGUCUACCUCACGCCCAAAACAAUCCCCAAUGUGUCGUCAGGCGACAGCGGCAACUGGAUCGAGAUCGCUUACGGGACCAGCUCGGGCACGGUGCGGGUCAUAGUGCAGCACCCGGAGACCGUUGGCUCUGGGCCCCAGCUCUUCCAGACCUUCUCAGUCCACCGUAGCCCCGUCACCAAGAUCAUGCUCUCUGAGAAGCACCUCAUAUCAGUGUGUGCAGACAACAACCACGUGCGGACAUGGACGGUGACUCGCUUCAGGGGCAUGAUCUCCACCCAGCCAGGCUCCACCCCCCUCACCUCCUUCAAGAUCCUCUCUCUGGAGGACAUCGACGGCCACGGGGGCUGUGCUGCCGGCACUGAGAUAGGUCCGUAUGGCGAGCGAGACGACCAGCAGGUGUUUAUCCAGAGGGUCGUCCCCGACACAGACAAACUCUACGUGCGCCUCUCGUCCAACGGGAAGAGGGUGUGCGAGGUGCGCUCUGUGGACGGCACCUCCAUCACCUCCUUCAUGGUGCACGAGUGCGAGGGGUCCAGCCGCAUCGGCUCACGUCCCCGCCGCUACCUCUUCGGUGGCCACGCCAACGGUAGCAUCCAGAUGUGGGACCUGACCACCGCCAUGGAGAUCGCAGGGAAAGUGGACAUCAGGGCGCUGGGAGGCCCAACAGAGGAGGAGCUCCUGGAGCUGCUGGACCAGUGUGACCUGGCUCUGACCCGUACGCCCGACAUGAGUCCCGCUGCCUCCUUCACCCACUCCUCCACACCCCGAGCCUCCACCUCCAGUUUGCAGUCCCAGCUGAGUGAGAGCUCCAGAGAGCGUGGGACCAGAGGAGGUGUGAGCAGCUCGGGUCCCUUCUCUGGUAGCCUGCCCCGCCAGGCCCCUCCGGUGCCCCUCACCAAGCCCCGGGACAUGGCUCUCUCCAUGGCGGGGUUGGGCAUCCAGCCCCACCACCUGGGUCUGAGCCAGGCCUCCCUCAGCAGCAGUGGCAGCCCCCGGCCCGGCCGCACCGUCCCCCAGGACAGAGACCGGGACGGUGGCAUGGGGUCUCUGCGCAGGGGUAGUUUUGUUGAGCGUUGUCAGGAGCUUGCCAAGGUCUCGGACUCUGCAGGAGGGGCGGAGGGGGGCACGCGGCGCAGCCUGGCUGUAUGCUCGGAGUUGGAGGCUAGACUGGGUCUACGGACCCCCGCCUCUUUCUCCAGCCCCCCUGCAGCCUCCCCAACUUCAUCGCCGCGCCGGCCGCAGCCCACCUCACCCAGCCCUGCCCCUGCUACAAUCGUCAGUCCAACCCGCUCCCAGACCCCCGUGUCGCCUCGUCGAGCUGACACCUCCCCUACUACAGAAGUCCCGCCCCCUGAGGCUGCAGCAGCCACUCCAGAGAGCUCCUCCCCUGUGCCCCCCACCAGUUCUAAACCCCCUAUGAAUGAGACCAGCUUCUGACUGGCUCGGUGAUGUAUGAGUGAGUGGACAAACAAUGGACGCUUUUGGUGUUUCUGAGCAUGUGUGGUUUAGUGACGGCACCUAUUGUCGCAUUUAUGGACAUUUUCUUUUUUAGCAUCAAGGACACAUCAAAUGUCAUUCUUCUGUUUUCAAAAGAUGAAUAUACAACAUAUAUCCAAACUGUCAAUGUGUUGAUGAUACACAUUGUAAAUCUAGCCAUGUAUACAGUUGUUCGGUUGCAUUUGGUAGAGCAGUCCAUUUAAUUAAAUUACACUGAACAAAAAUAUAAAUGCAACAAUUUCAAAGAUUUUACUGCGUUACAGUUCAUAUAAGGAAAUCAAGUCAAUUUAAAUAAAAUCAUUAGGCCCUAAUCUAUGUAUUUCACAUAGCUGGGAAUACAGAUAUGCAUCUGUUUGUCACAGAUACCUUAAACAUUUUUGUAGUGUGGUCAGAAAACCAGUGAGUAUCUGGUGUGACCACCAUUUGCCUUAUGCAGCACAACACAUCUCCUUUGCAAAGAGUUGAUCAGGCUGUUGAUUGUGGCCUGUGGAAUGUUGUCCCACUCCGCUUCAAUAGCUGUGCGAAGUCGCUGGAUAUUGGUAGGAACUGGAACAUGCUGUUAAACAAAAUCGAAUCCAGAGCAUCCGAAACAUGCUCAAUGAGUGACAUGUCUGAGAAUGCAAGCCAUGGAAGAACUGGGACAUUUUGUGUACAGGUCCUCGCAACAUGGGUCAGUGUAUUAUCAUGCUGAAACAUGAGGUGAUGGCGGCAGAUGAAUGGCACGACAAUGGGCCUCAGGAUCUCGUCACGGUAUCUCUGUGCAUCCGUGGAGGCUGGUGGGCUCAUAGUAAUGGCUGGAAUGGAAUAAAUGGAACUGUGUAUUUAACAAAUCAAAUAUAUGGAAACCACAUGUUUGACUCCGUUCCAUUCCAGCCAUUACAAUGCGUCCGUCCUCCUGUAGCUACUCCCACCAGCCUCCAUUGCCGUGCACUCAAAUUGGCAUCGAUAAAAUGCUCUUUUGUUUGUUGUCCGUAGCUUAUACCUGCCCAUACCGUAACCCCACCGCCACCAUGGGGCACUCUGUUCACAACGUUGACAUCAGCAAGCCUCUUGCCUACACAAUACCGGGAUUAAUCUGUGAAGAGCACACUUCUCCAGUGUGGCCAUCGAAAGUGAGCAUUUGAGAUUUUUUUUAGGAUGAGCACGCAGAUGAGCUUCCCUGAGACAGUUUCCGAUAGUUUCUGCAGAAAUUGUAUUAUUCGGUUGUGCAAAACCACAGUUUCAUCAGCUGUCCAGGUUGGCUGGCCUCUAAACGUUUCUGAUAUCCUCUAUAGAUUUCUCUUUCAGUCUUCCUGCUUUGCGCUACGGUUGGCUUUCUGUACCUUGAAUGAAUCAAUAAGCCUACUGCACACGCAGUAUCAAAUGUAGUGAUGAUUGUUGACGAAGAAUCCGAUGGCAAAUCUAUAGAUAAAUGAUAGACAUUUUAUCAUUCAUAUGUUUAGUUACAUCUGACUAACUUACUGCCAUUUUGGAUCAUUCUUUUUCAAGUCUUCGUCCAGAUCACAACCCAGUGCCUCACGUACCUGUGUUUUAUCUUUUUUUUUUUUUUUUUAUGGGUUAUGACCAUUUUACCCAAACUUCGUUACAAGGACAAGCAACUUGAUUGUGGAGUGAUUCUACCAAAUGUCGGUAGAGGUCUAUCUCUUUGCUUUUUCUGAACACAUGUUUGUGUAUUUAGUGGUUUCUGUCGCAAUGUUAACCGGUUUGAUUGAUUUGUCACUGACAACAACGUAGUUCAGCGGUAUUUCCUGUUGCACCAAUAGCUCAGAUGAAGAGGCGUGUUCAAGUGUCUCUGUUUACUGUCUUGUCUAAUACUUGUCACACUUCUUUUUUUUCUUUUUUGUCUUUCACUUUGGUAGCAUUUGUUUUUCCUCUGCAAUUCCAUGAUGUGCCACAUAAAUGAAGCAGAAAGUCAUACUAUUAAUCAAACUCUUA